GCCUUCUACAGAAACAAACAACAAUCAAAGCAGUUACCAUGCAUUUUUCGGCUCAGAUAUUUGUAUUUAUUAAAUCUGAUUAUUUAUCAUAUAAAAUAUUUUACGAUUAAGGCGUUUAUGCUAUAUAUAAAAGGUUAAAAAAAAAAAAAUUCAUGCGCCUGUUCCAAAAAAAUUGCGUACAGGUCACGUGAGAACAAAAUGGCGAAUCACAAUGACUGAACUCCUAACACACAUUCCUUAGAAUUAGUUGCCAAUUUUGUGGUUAUAAUGUGACAGUGUUGUGUGAAUAAGCUUCUAACAAAACACAAUAGAAAUAAGAGAUGGAAGAAACGUCUAAGGACUCAAUAAUGAGUACCUACAAAGAUACCUGGUACGUGAAGUUACUGCACGGAUUUCCUCACUUGGACUUUUCCUUCCAAGAGACGAACUCAACUUUUGAACCAGAAAAGUCCAAUUAUCAAGAGUCCCUUUUAUUAUGGGCGGCAGCACCUGUGGCUUUCAUUCUGCUGGUCCUGUUCAUGGCCUCUUGCUGUCUAUGUAUCCAGUGUGUAAAGAAGAAACCACAGAAGGCACCUAAAACCACCUGUCUCAGGAUCCUGGUGGCCAUUUUCAUCAUCUUCUCCAUAGGGGCGGUGUCUGUGGGAUUCUUUGGCAAUGAACAGACCAGUAAAGGAUCAAAGGAAUUCUUCGAUGCUCUGGAUGAUACAAACCAAACCAUGGGAGAUAUCUCAUCCACUUUGGAUACACUUGUUGAUGUGGUGGAUGAAAUUGAUGGACGUAAUGGUGUGCAAGCUUUGAAGACAGUGCUGAAAAAAUUUGGGGACAUCACAGCCAACAAAACUCUCUUGCCAUUCUUGAACAAAAUAGAUGAGCAUGCCAAAAAAACCAGGAAUGACAUUGACAAUGUAAAGUCGAAUGUGCCAGGUCUUCUUCUACAGAAGUUUUCCAAAGAGGCUGUAGAUGUAGAAUUCAUAAGGUGGAUUGUCACUAUUGUAUUGUUGUGCUUUUCUGCAUUCAUACUCCUAACAACGAGCCUGGGUUGUUACAAAAAGUCAAGAUGUCUUCUCAUGACGUCUGUCAUUCUGGGCUUCUUUGGUCUGUUGCUCGUGUGGGCUGGGAGCGGAGCCUAUCUUGGAAUUUCUGUGGGUAUGUCAGACUUGUGUUAUGAUCCCAAUGGUUUCGUAGAAUCUCUCGGGGAAAACAAAGCACAAAGAGAAGUGAUCAAGGAGUAUGCCACCUGUCAAGUUAACAAAGACACUCCAGAAAUAUUUAGAAAGGAAAUUGAUGAUGCUGUCAAAGAAGUGUCCCAAGCUAAUUCAACACUGGAUACAUUCAUUAACGAGAGUGCCAGGUUUAUCCCUAUGCCACAGUUUGAAAAACCUGUCCAUUACUUGAGGGUACAAUUGGACUAUGCUCUGGGGAAUGUGACGUCGCUUGGAGAAUUGCUGAACUGCAGGACUCUGCACAAGGACUACAAGUCAGCUGUGGAGGGAGUCUGUGAGACAGCGCUAGUGGGCAUCGCCCUGCUGUUGUUGAUGUUACCAUUUGCUGGGAUAUGUAUGAUCGUAGUCCAGUGUUUGCUUCCUAGAGUCUGGUAUCUCGCAGGAAAAAGGAGAGGGUACCGCCCGGUGGAUGACUCGGAUCCGUUUUGUCACCGCCCUCCCCCGUAUAAUGAUUAUGGCACUAUCGAAGGUGGAGGAGCCCGAGGGAGUUGCACAUUAGAGUACUACAGAGACCUACGCAGGAGUGCUGAUGAACUGCAGUCAGAAGAGAGAGUUCCCAUGAAUGAUUCCCCACCUCCUGCAGCCAAUAUUUACAUCUACCACCCUGGAAGAUUUCCACCCAGACACGACAUUAAUUAACCUUCACAUGACCUUAACUAUGUUAUCCAAAAAGAAUGUGGACUAAAAUAAAGGGAGAAGUUUUUUUCCCCCAGUUUGACUGUAGAUUAUUUUGUAUAUAAAUACUCAUGUUUUGUUGCUUAUUAAUGGUGCGUUGAAAAUGAUUGUAGUAUUCUGAAAUCUGGCACACACGAAAUAAAGAAUGGAAGGUUUUUUUGUAUAAUAAGGACAAGUUUGUCUCUGUGACAACGAAUCUCGGUCCUCAUAGUGUUUAAUGUAAGCAGGUGUGCUUGGAUGAUACGAAAUUCUUUUGCUUUACUUGUUUUGUUUCUCCUGUCUCUGCAAGACUUGCACCACUUGCAUAUGAAGUUUGUUAGUGAUUUCUUCAGCAUGUCUACUUAUUGAUGAUUGUGUUUUUCCAAUGUUAUACAAAUCUGAUCCUUUUUCUUUCCACUGUCUCCUCCAAUCAGAUCACACCAGUCUCUUUCAUCAGAGAAAAUUAGCAGGAGCUUAAGGAAUAUUUUUAUUUGUUGUUACUUUUUCAUACCUUUUUCUGUUUGUACGAAUAUUAUUUUUUGCCACUGUCAAACAGUUGUAACCAUUUUCCAAUACAUGAUGUAAAUAGAUCUUGUUAUGUAGAAAAAAAUGCAUUAGUUUUCAUUUAUUUUUUGGUCAAAUUAUUGCUCAUUUCAUGCAUAUAAAGGGUUGUCAUUGUAAAAUGUGAAAUAUGAUAUUGCAAAUGUUUUGAAUAUUUUUUUUUGAUGUUACCAUAAUGCAAGUACAUGUAUAUUUGUGAAACCUUAAACUGUUACUGAAUUUUGUUAACCAUUCACUUCUUCUGUUGAGAGUACUUUUGGUUUAUGAAAAGCUGGUCUAGUUGCCAAAUAUGCGUGUAUGCAAGUUUAUUGAUUGUUCAAGUCAUGCUCUCGGAACACAAUCUGAUUCAAAAGUUUCAUUUAUUUAAGGAAUGAUUUCAGUUGUGAGACGCCUACACAUACAUAAUGCAACCAUUGGGGAUUCCAUACCAUUUCAUUUUGUGCAAUCCAGUACGCAUAAUAAAAUCAGUAAUAGAAUUGCAGUGUUUAAAUACUCACAGUGGAUAAACAUUUUCCUCAAUGGAUGUUAAGAUUCUUUUAGGUAAAUUUUUGAUUAUUAUGUCUGCCCACCUAAGUGUCGCCAUGAUUUUUCUUGUUCUGCUUCUCUUACAUAAUCUCGUACCCAAGAGUGCCAAACUGGCAUAGUGUAAGCCACAAGUAUAGUGCUAGGUGCGCAUAUACCAGGAUCCUAUACUGAAGGACAUUAGUGGUGGAUCAUCAUCUUGGCAUUGUUUCAUGUUGUCAAAUUCAAAGCUCCAUUUUUAAAGAAAAAGAAAACAAGGGUAGCACUCCAACAAAAAUGAAUCCUACUGUGUGAUCAAAUAAUUUGUAUUCAUCAAAGGACUCGAAAGAUUUUCAAAGGAUUGCACAUAUGGAGGAUAUAACUCCCUUUUACAAACAUAAGAAUCACAGAAAUCCAUGUUAUCUAACAUUUGAUAUUUCCCUGGUUAAUUAUACAAUAUGACCUGGUGUACACUUUAUCUAGUCAUUUUUUCACCCAUGGUAAUAACAAAUCAGCAUUCAUUACAAUGUACUUGUAUAUGCAUUCACUCAUCUCUACAUACAAUGUAACCCACAACAGUGUAAAUCAUGCAAUGCCGAUGUUGCUCAGUCUGCACAUGCAUUUUGGCACCAGACUUGGAAUGUUAGAAUUGUGUAUUAAAUGUUUCGCGAUUCAAUAUAUUUCUGAUGUUUUCCAAGCAGAGCAAAUUCUAUGGUGCUGUAGAUCCAAGAAUGGUGUAAAAGAUUUUAUACACAAGAAUAUUUUGUCAGAGCAGACAAUAUAGAGAAAACUAAAAAAAAUAGUGUUAUCUGCAAUUCUUGUGUAAUGCCACCUGUAUAAAAGAUCUACAGAACCAGUAGUGUCUGGUUUAACCAAUUAUUAAGUAUCGAAAGCUGUUUUGAAAAGCUCCGUUUUAUAUUAAUAUCCUAACACACUCGUAUUAAAAUCCUUUAUCCUCUAUGACUUGUUAUUAAAUUUAAUAAGCUAUAUAUUUGAAUUAUUUUUGGUGUUUAUGUUCGAUUUUUUGUAUGCUGAUGGUUUGUGCUGUUAAUUGUUGGUGAAUGCUGACAAUCGGACAAAAUGUUGAUCUAGGUUGAUGUUAUAGUUUAUGUAGAGUACAAGAAACUAGGUUUUUGAAACUUAUUUUUGUAUCGAAUUUGUUAACUUAUGAAACCAUUAGAAAUUUAUUUGUACAAAUUCUGUGUCAGAAUGGUUGUGUAUUUCACAUAUAGAUGGUUUUUGCUACAGAUUUUUGUAAAUGAGUCACUUUAUACCUAUAAUUUUAAGGGCAGUUCUGAGAAUUGCAUCUCCCUUUAGUUUGGAGUAAAUAGCAGGGUUUUUUUUUCUGUUAGUCAAAUUUAUAUACACUGAACUUGUACAUCAAUUGCAAUUCAUAAUGUCAAGUCUGUAAUAUAUAUUAAAUUCUCACUUAAGGAUCUGUUAAAUAAGUUUAUGUCUUAUCAUCAGCCAUAACGAUUGUCUUCCAAGAGGUAAUUAAAGUGAUGGUUGUGAAAAAUAUUAUGCAGUGGUUUUUGAUGGAUAUUUAAGUUCUAAUUAACAACACUUGGUGACUGUAAUGAGUAAAACAUAUUCUAAAUAUGAGUUAUCGAAAGUUUUUACUAAUUAUGAUGGCGUACUAAAUAAAAUAAACAAUAUGAAACCAAA
Messenger RNA from Ostrea edulis (European flat oyster), 4604 nucleotides. Its product is annotated as protein tweety homolog 2-like. The transcript is spliced from 15 exons. The record is from RefSeq and is a predicted model, not a curated record. Gene Ontology annotation, molecular function: intracellularly calcium-gated chloride channel activity; volume-sensitive chloride channel activity. Gene Ontology annotation, cellular component: plasma membrane. NCBI's taxonomy places the organism in Eukaryota, Metazoa, Mollusca, Bivalvia, Ostreida, Ostreidae. Bases 321 to 1862 code for a protein of 513 amino acids.